AUGAAACCAGAAAGGAAGAAAGGAAAGGAAGAACCAGCUGCUAUGGUGUGGGACUGUGGGAGUCCCUUGUAUGAUUCAUUUGAAUUAGUUUCACUUUCUCAUCUCAUUGAACGGCAUAUGAUGGCUUUGCCUUCUCCCGGUAGAUCAGCACCGUUCAUCGUCCCAUUGAGCAUGCCAAGAUCGGAAGAUGACGCUACGAUAAUGAAGAUGAAGCACUAUCGUGAAGUUGGAAGUCUGAAAAUGUGGAAGAGGAAGGAACGAAAAGCUGAAGCAGCUUAA
Molecule: messenger RNA, 279 nt
Organism: Ilex paraguariensis (yerba mate)
Lineage: Eukaryota; Viridiplantae; Streptophyta; Magnoliopsida; Aquifoliales; Aquifoliaceae
Source: the annotation of a GenBank genome assembly